Messenger RNA from Protopolystoma xenopodis, 519 nucleotides. Lineage: Eukaryota; Metazoa; Platyhelminthes; Monogenea; Polystomatidea; Polystomatidae. The record is from the annotation of a GenBank genome assembly.
AUGUCCUUUGAAAAACUUUGGAAGAAGUGCAGAUUGAAUCCGGAUGAUUUCCAAACUUGGACCAGUUUAUUGGAUUUUGUAGAAAAAGAGGUUUAUAGGAAAGGUGUUAAGGCAAUUCCUCUCAGCAUUGAUCUAUGGACGGCUUAUCUUGAUAUUGCUAUGGAGCUUCACCAUGGGCAGCCAAAUUCAGAGUCAUUUAUGAGAAAAUUAUACGAAGAGGCGAUUGAUGCUGCUGGGUUGGAGUUUCGAUCAGAUCCUUUGUGGGAGCAUUACAUAAGCUGGGAAACUGCUCAUAACCGUAUUUUCCUCAUUAGGUGCUUGUAUGACCGCCUUCUGGCAACUCCCACGCAGAUGUACUUUCAGAACUGGGAUAGUUUCAAGAAGUUAGUCGAAGACAAUCAUCCUAAAGAUCUUAUUACGGAUGCUGAGUUUGCGCAUUUCCAUGGUCAGGUCAAUCCUACAGCGGCUGCUAUGCGUGCCGCGAUAUAUGCAGCAUCUGUCAUCAAGCAGCAGCAGGAA